This is a messenger RNA of Hipposideros armiger (great roundleaf bat), 3455 nucleotides long. Its product is annotated as probable ATP-dependent RNA helicase DDX60. The coding region runs from base 1 to 2874 and encodes 957 amino acids. The record is from RefSeq and is a predicted model, not a curated record. NCBI's taxonomy places the organism in Eukaryota, Metazoa, Chordata, Mammalia, Chiroptera, Hipposideridae. Gene Ontology annotation, cellular component: cytoplasm. The transcript has 22 exons. Gene Ontology annotation, molecular function: ATP binding; nucleic acid binding.
AUGAAGAAGGAUAUUUCUAAAUAUUCAGUUCAAAUAGGAGCAGCUCGGUUUCAGUUAACACACAUGGGUCCUUACUUAUUUCGAGAAGAAAGGAGUGAUCCAGAUCCCAGGGUGCAUCGCUUUAUACCAGACACAUGGCAGAGGGAGCUUCUUGAUGUUGUAGAUAAUAAUGAAUCUGCUAUAAUUGUUGCCCCGACUUCAUCAGGGAAAACCUAUGCUUCUUACUACUGCAUGGAGAAAAUCCUGAGAGAGAGCGAUGAAGGGGUGGUUGUGUAUGUUGCUCCAACAAAGGCUCUUGUUAAUCAAGUGGUGGGAACUGUCUGCAGUUUAUUUACCAAAGCACUACCCAAAGGAUUAGUGGUGUGUGGAGUUUUUACAAGGGAUUACCGUCAUGACACCUUGAAUUGUCAGAUAUUGGUGACAGUGCCUCAGUGUUUGGAAAUCCUCUUGCUAUCACCUCAUACACAGCAGUGGGUGAAAAGGAUAAGAUAUGUCAUAUUUGAUGAGGUUCACUGUCUUGGGGGAGAAAUUGGAGCAGAAGUUUGGGAACAUCUUCUUGUUAUGAUUCGGUGCCCCUUUCUGGCACUUUCUGCUACUAUCAGUAAUCCUGAACACCUCACUGAAUGGCUGGUGUUAAUUAAAAGGUACUGGCAACAUGUUGAGAGCACAAUGGAAAAUUCUGGUCCAGCACAAAAUACCUUGAAACUUUCAAAGAAACAACAAAGAAAAAGAAUAGAAAAGCCAUCACACAGAGUUAGACUGGUAUGGUACAAAGAGCGAUACAACGAUCUAGAAAAGUAUGUGUGUUCCCUAAAGGAUGACAACUUUAUCAUUGAACACUAUCACCCGUGUGCUGCACUUACCGUCAGUCAUAUGCAGAAAUAUGGAAUCCCUUUAGACCUCGGAUUUUCUCCACGGGAAAGCGUACUACUUUAUGAUGCCAUGGUCCAUGUUUGGCCAGAAUGGACAAGAGUGCAGGAGUUAGAACCUGAAGAAUUCAGGUGCUUCAAAAAUAAAGUAGUCAUCAUGAGGGCAGAUGCCAAGAAAUACGAAGAGGAACUGAAAAAGGAAUUGAUGCACUGGAUUCAGCUGGACCCAAGCAAGGUGAAUCAGUUACUAAACUACCUUAAGCCUGAAACUUUUGACAGUGCAGAAUCUGAAAAGCGUAGAAUGUUUCCCUGUUUUGUGGAAAAACUUAAAGAAAUGGGCAACCUGCCAGCAAUAUUUUUUUUCUACAACAUUCAUUCAGUGGAAAUGUCAGCUUCACGACUUUUUACGAAUUUGAUAAGUAAACAAAAUACUCAUAAUGAUCCAAAUUCUGAAAAAGAAAAGAAGAUUUUGAGGAGGAAACUAUGGAAAGCAACACGGACUCAAAGAAGAAACUGUGCUGUUUUUUUUAAUUCAGAUUCUGGUGCUAGAAUUCAAAGAAUCAUUUUAUUGGCAGCUGAAAUAAAGGAAAUAAGGAAAAACCUUAAGAAGCAUUAUGCAAUUUCUCCAGACUGUACUUAUACUGAUCGUACAGUUGUGGAUCAUCAGACUUUAACAAAGAUCUUACACAGACUGAGAGGAACGAGGCAAAGCUACAGACUGCAUGGUCUGUUAAGGCGGGGCAUUGGAUAUCAUCACGGUUCAAUGGAAUAUAAACACAGACAAGUUGUAGAGAUGCUUUUCAGACUGAAGCACAUCAAGAUGUCUGGUCGUGCAGGAAGACGUGGAGAAGAUCUUAUAGGAAAUGUGUUCUUCUAUGGUAUCCCGUUACCUAAGAUAGAAAGACUCUUAAAGUCAAAUGUGCCGAAACUGAAGGGUCAGUUUCCUCUAAGCAUAACCUUGGUUCUCAGACUUAUGCUGUUAGUUGCCAGAGCAGAUGACAAAGAGGAUGCCAAAGCAAAGGCAUUAUCCGUUCUCCAGCAUUCAUUGAUGUCCUUCAAGAAACCCAAUAUCCAGUGCAUGUUGAAGUUUUACUUUAUAUAUUCUUUGCAAUUCUUGGUCACCGAGGGUUACCUGAAUCAAGAAUGUGUUCCCAUCGGAUAUUCUGGACUAGUGUCCCAUUUGCACUACCAUGAACCUGCAAACUUUGUUUUUGUAAGCUUGUUGGAGAAAUGUUUAUUUCACAAGUUGUGUAUUCCAAUGAACGUAAAAGGCCCGAAGAGAUUUUCUAAUGAUGUGAUGGAAACUUUAGUGAUGGUGUUAGCAAAUCUUUUUGGGAGACACCAUCUUUCUCCCUGUGUGAAAAAAUUGAAAAAGAGAUUUCCUCAUUCAGUGGUAAUUCUAGAUGAUCUUCCCAAGGAAUUUGCUGAAGUGGUAAAGGAACACAAUAACAGAGUUCAAAAGAAUUUUGGUUCCUUCCUCCUAACAAUUUCUAAGUUGGCUGACAUGAAAAAAGAAUAUCAACUACCUCUCUCAGAAAUUGACUUUUCAGGUAAAGAAUAUGAAGACUCUGAACUGGUCUCUCAUUUGAUGCCUGGGACUGAGAGCAGAACUGCUGUUUCCCCAUUUGCUUGCCUGUCAAAUAUAACUGAUCAAGAUUUAUUUGAUAUUGAUGUGGUAAAUGAUGCUAUGUUACGAACAAUUGAUGUGCAUGAUAAAAAUAUUCCUAUCCUUUGCUUGGAGAAACGUGAUAAGAAUGGAAGGAAGUGUCCAUUGAAUGGUUAUGUAUUGAACUUCUACAAAACUGGUUCCCUGUCAGCACUUACUUUGGAUAAUUGGUUAAAUAUGGGAGAUGCUUUUCAUUUAAUCAGAAGUUUCGCACUUACUGUUCAGUCCAUCAGGAUUUCACUAGGUGAUUUAUGUGAUGAUGAAGAUGACAACGUUGUGUUAGCAUUUAAACAACUAAGUGACGAUUUCAGGAUGAAACUUGGGAAAAAAAUAGACUGAUAAAGUUAAAUUUCACCUGAGUACUGUGCUCCUAGAAAACAAAGAUGACUUUUUGUGUUUCAGGAAAUGGAUUAUUGCAAAGAACCACUCUUUCUUAUAUGAUUUAGACUUGCAUAUGGCCCCUUUGUAUACCUAUGACAAUCUUCAGCACACCAAAUUUCCAUUCUUUGUUUCAUAAAUGAUUAAUUACACCGUUUCUCCCUGCUGACCAAUCUGGACAAAAUGGCAGCUAACAUAACCAACUGUAGUCAGGCUUCUCCCCUCCAUACAGGCCCUGAACUUGAAUCCUUAGGCUCCUCCUUAAAACUGCCUGGGGGCAUUCUCAGAUCAACUGUCCCUGAUCAACUGUCCAAUCUGAGAUCAACUGUGACUGGGAAUAUCAGCCAAAGACAUUCCCAGAUCACAGUAUACAUUCCCCCCAUUCCCUUACACCUGAUGCUUUUUAGCCUUGUUUUCUCAUCCCGAUAAAUUAGAAAUCUUUCCUGGCUGACGUUUGAGACCCCUGAAAAUCUCAGUGAGAGCGUUUCCCUGACUGUAUUACCACCCGCCCCCCGCCCCCAACCUUUCCCUAUUGCAACAGG